UCUGAGGCAUUUUUUUCAUUAAAAUUUCAUUCAUGUCCAACUAGUAAUUUUGCCUCCCUAGCCAUUAUUCACCAACACCACCAUGCAGCUGAACAAGCUCUGCAUCAUUUUACCUGCAGACUUUGAUGAAAUAAACCAAUCUUCAUCGGAUAACAAAAACUUCAAAAAACCCGCAAAAGAAGAGGCCAAAAAACAUUCAAACAGAAGCUGUGGGAGCCAAAUUGUUGCUCUGAUCAAGGAUUCUCUAUCUGGUCUCUAUGAAUCCAAAUGGGUCAGAUUUUGUCACCAUGAAAGAUCAAGAAAACAUCGUAAUAAGUCGGGUGUGUUUCAUGACACAGAUGGAAUACAACUCGCAGACAAGGUUGGUGGGGACAAUCCCAGGAUCUUCAGCUAUUCUGAGCUUUACAUAGGAUCCAAUGGCUUUAGUGACAAUGAAGUUCUUGGGAGUGGAGGUUUUGGCAAGGUUUACAAGGCAGUUUUGCCGAGCGAUGGAACCGCGGUUGCUGUGAAAUGCUUGGCUGAGAGAGGAGAGAGGUUCGAGAAGACUUUUGUGGCUGAGCUUGCUGCUGUGGCUCACCUACGCCAUAGGAACCUUGUGAGGCUUAGAGGGUGGUGUGUUCAUGAUGAUCAUCAGCUUUUACUUGUCUACGACUACAUGCCUAACCGCAGCCUUGAUCGAAUACUUUUCAAGAAACCCGAGAACACGGGAUCACCACCACUUCUGAGCUGGGAUCGCCGCAGGAAAAUUGUCAAUGGAUUGGCUGCAGCCCUUUUCUAUCUCCACGAGCAGCUCGAGACGCAGAUCAUUCACCGGGAUGUGAAGGCGAGCAAUGUCAUGCUCGAUUCUCAUUACAACGCGAGGCUCGGCGACUUUGGCUUGGCCAGGUGGUUGGAACAUGAGCUUGAGAUUGAGUUUGAGCAUCACGAAGCCGUGACACCUUCAUCAAUGAAAGAUCACCGGUUUAGGCUGGCUGAGACAACAAAAAUCGGAGGCACCAUAGGUUACCUGCCGCCUGAGAGCUUCCAACGAAGGAGCAGGAGCGUUGCCACCGCAAAAUCGGAUGUUUUCAGCUUCGGGAUUGUGGUUCUGGAGGUGGUGUCGGGUCGGAGGGCGGUGGAUCUCACGUAUGAUGACGACCAAAUCAUUCUGCUGGAUUGGAUUCGGAGGCUAUCGGACGAGAGAAAGCUUUUACAAGCAGGGGAUACUCAGCUGCAAGACGGAUCUUAUGGCCUUUCUGAUAUGGAGCGUUUGAUCCAUAUUGCUUUGCUUUGCACACUCCACAAUCCGAAAUUAAGGCCAAAUAUGAAGUGGGUUGUGGAAGCACUUUCUGGGAAUUUACAUGGAACACUUCCACCCUUGCCUUCAUUUCAGUCUCAUCCUCCAUACGUCUCUUUGUCCUCUCCAACCAAUACAAGCUCAAGCAAUGGCAAUUCGACCACCACAACAAUAACAAUCACCACAACAUCCACUUCUGUUUCAUCGAAUUUUAUGACGGCCAAAGAGGAAACAAUCUACGCAACAGCUGAGAACGGAACCAGUGAUGCAACCAACAAUUCUCGGGGAAGCUUCCAAAACAGAGCGAGUUUUUUUCCCAUGGUCCAAACUCCGAGACAAAUAUCCUUUGCAGAGCUCGUCUCCGCCACGGAUAACUUCUCUGACUUGAGAAGGAUGGCAGAGCUUGACUUUGGAACUGCCUACCAUGGCUUCCUCAACAACCGUCAACACAUUCUUGUCAAACGCCUUGGCAUGAAGACGUGUCCUGCCCUGCGGGUGAGAUUCUCAAAUGAGCUGCAAAACUUAGGAAGGCUGAGACACCGGAACUUGGUGCAGCUCCGUGGAUGGUGUACCGAGCAAGGGGAAAUGCUUGUUGUCUAUGAUUACUCGGUGAAUCGCCUUCUAAGCCACUUGCUUUUCCACUAUGGCAAUAGAGCUGGCUAUUCUAUCCUGCAGUGGCAUCACAGAUACAACAUCCUCAAAUCACUGGCUUCUGCUAUUCAUUAUCUUCAUGAGGAAUGGGAUGAACAAGUUAUUCAUAGAAGCAUUACCUCUUCUGCAGUCAUCAUUGAUUCAGACAUGAAUCCGAGGCUUAGUUCUUUCGCUCUUGCUGAAUUUUUGGCACGAAAUGAGCAUGGCCAUCAUGUAGUGAUUGACAGAAAAAAAUCAGUUCAUGGGAUUUUCGGUUACAUGUCACCGGAGUACAUACUAUCAGGCGAGGCAACCACAACGGGUGAUGUUUAUAGCUUUGGCGUGGUGAUGCUUGAGGCGGUUAGUGGACAGAUGGCGGUGGACUUCCGACAGCCUGAAGUGCUGCUGGUGAAGAGAGUUCACGAGUUUGUGUCACGAAACAGACCGUUGGAGGAACUAGCAGAUAUUCGAUUGAAUGGAGAGUACAAUCACAAAGAACUGAUCAGACUGGUAAAAUUGGGAAUUGAAUGCACAGGAUCUGAUCCCAAAUCAAGACCAAGCAUGAGGCAGAUUGUUGAUAUACUCGACGGGAACGACCAGUGCUUCACGGAAUGCCGGAAAAUUGAGACUAUUGAAGAAUGGAAACAAGUGAAUGCUGCUUCUCUGUCCUUAGUUAAGAGAAUACAAGCUCUAGGAAUACAAUGAAAAUCUUGACGUAAUAUGAUAGGACGUGAAAUAUAAACUAUGUAAACAAUGCUUUUCAGAAU
Morus notabilis is the source of this 2673-nucleotide messenger RNA. RefSeq names its product receptor like protein kinase S.2. The record is from RefSeq and is a predicted model, not a curated record. Gene Ontology annotation, biological process: protein phosphorylation. The coding region runs from base 83 to 2611 and encodes 842 amino acids. Gene Ontology annotation, cellular component: plasma membrane. NCBI's taxonomy places the organism in Eukaryota, Viridiplantae, Streptophyta, Magnoliopsida, Rosales, Moraceae. Gene Ontology annotation, molecular function: ATP binding; protein kinase activity. The transcript has a single exon.